ACAAAUACAUUUGGCUCUCAUUUGGGGAAGCGUUUCAUUUGGUUUUCAUUUGGGGUGCAUCUGGGACCGGAACCAGGACCAGAAGGAUUCAUCUUCCUCUCGUUUCUCCUUCCUCGGCGAGCUCCUGGUUCAUCAGCCACGGAUAUGUGCAAGCUCCGCCAGUUUUCCUCGUCUGAUCGCCGGUUUCUUCACAGGUUUGCGACUUUCUCCGCCGUCUAGGCCGUAAUCGGACAGUUGAAAGGCCGGGCAGCUUAAACAUCUUCCGCUCUGCGCUGACGCUCGUUUUAGCUGUUUCUUAGCUCAUAUUUGUUCGUCAGACCUACUAUAGGGAGAUUCGUAGGGCAUAAAGCCCUCGUUGUCACAAGCUUCAAACUUUUAGGAAGAACAUCAAUGGAAGCAUGAUGAACUGCCUCACGGUCGAGAUAGACGAGGAGUCGUCGAACCUCCUUGAGUUCGCCGCCAACAAUGACGUCGAAGCCUUCCGGCGUUCUGUCGAACAUGAUCCCUCAGCCGUCGAUAAGGUGGGCCUCUGGUAUGGCCGCAAGAAGGGUUCCAACCGCAUGGUGCUCGAGCAUCGGACUCCCUUGAUGGUGGCCUCAACAUACGGAAGUCUUGAUGUGCUCAAGUUCAUCGUCUCCUUACCUUCCGUGGAUAUCAAUCAGGCCUCCGGGCCUGACAGAACUACAGCGCUCCACUGCGCUGCCUCUGGUGGAUCCUUUGAUGCUGUUGAUGCAGUGAAGAUACUUCUUGCCGCCCGUGCAGAUCCCACUUUGUUUGAUGCCAAUGGAAACCGUGCAGCCAAUGUGGCUGUGGCGCCGCCCAAAUUGCCUGAUGUAAAGUUUGCUCUUGAGCAUCUUCUUGGAGGGAACAUCAACGGUACGGAUGAGGUAGAUCACCCGCAUCCUCUUUGCGUGAUGACUACCUAUUCUAACUCUGAUUCACCGCCACUUUCUUUCUCACCUGACGAGGAUGGAUCUCCAUUAUCCAACUCUACUUCUUCUCCUCCCAUGGCUAAGUUCCGUGACUUACCUCGGGUUGUUGUAUCUGAGAAGAAAGAGUAUCCUGUUGACCCAUCACUCCCAGACAUCAAGAAUAGCAUCUAUGCUUCUGAUGAGUUCCGCAUGUUUUCGUUCAAAAUUCGUCCGUGUUCCCGAGCUUAUUCUCAUGAUUGGACUGAGUGCCCAUUUGUCCAUCCAGGUGAGAACGCUAGGCGGCGAGACCCAAGAAAGUAUCACUAUAGCUGCGUCCCCUGCCCUGAUUUCCGUAAAGGAGCAUGUAGGAGAGGAGACAUGUGCGAGUAUGCGCAUGGGGUGUUUGAGUGCUGGCUUCACCCAGCCCAGUAUCGCACAAGGCUAUGCAAGGAUGGUACUAGCUGCUCCCGCCGCGUCUGUUUCUUUGCACACACAAAUGAGGAGCUGCGCCCACUUUUUAUGUCCACUAGCUCUGCUGUGCCCUCCCCUCGGUCAUCAUCAUCUGCUACAUUGGAGAUGGCUGCAGCCUUAGGACUUGUGCCUGGAUCACCAUCUUCAGUCUCUGCUAUUAUGUCCUCUUUCACACCACCGAUGUCUUUGUUGAGCAAUGGUACUGGCCACUCAGCUCUUGGUUGGCAGCAGCCAAAUGUGCCUACCUUGAAUCUUCCAGCAAGCAAUAUCCAGUCAAGUAGGCUACGCUCCUCUCUCAGUGCAAGAGAUAUGCCUUUGGAGGACCUCUCGGAGUUUGAUACCCAGCAGCGGCUAAAUGAUAUGAGCUCUGUGCUUGGCUCGUUAACAGGAAACAACGCAGUCAGGAACAAAACCCUGACGCCCUCAAACCUAGAUGAAAUCUUUUCAUCUGAGAUUGCCUUAUCUCCUAGGUAUAACUCUGACCAGGGGGCUAUUUUUUCACCCUCUCAUAGGACUGCUAUCCUCAAUCAGCUGCAGCAGCAGCAGCAUAGUCUGUUGUCACCCAUUAAAACAAGCUUACUCUCUUCGACAGCUGCUGAUGCCCAACAUCUAUCUGCGCAUUCUUCUUUGUUGCAAGCAUCACGCACUAUAUCUUCACCUACCCUCAUGUCUCCAAGAAGUGUGGAGUCUGUCUCUCCGAUGAGUUCUCGUGUUGCUAUGCUUUCUCAGCGGGAGAGGCAACAACAGACACUCCGUGGCCUCAGUUCACAUGAUCUUUCUCCCAUUUUAUCUCCAAACAUUUGCUCUCCUGUAGGUUCCUCUUGGUCCAAGUGGGCAUCUCCCUCUGGUGCAGCUGAUUGGGGAGUGAAUGGGGAAGAACUGGGUGGGCUUGGUAUAUCUUCAUUUGAGAUGCGUGGAAAUGGAGAUGAACCUGAUUUAUCAUGGGUUCAUUCACUGGUAAAAGAAUCAUCACCUGAGAAAUUGACAUGUGUGGCAAUGUCUCCUAGCACAUCUGGCUUGUCUACAAUCUACGGUGAGAGUUCAAAUUCUGAUAGUCUGAUGGAGGGACAUGAUCAAACUGCAGCACUUGGUGCAUGGCUUGAACAAAUGCAACUUGAUCAGGUUGGCGAAGGGAAAGAAGCAGGGAGUAUUGACAAAUUCAUUUCAUAAAAAAGAGAUUUGUUGAUACUUAAAGUUCAGCCAGUUCCAGAAUUGGGAUGCUUAAAUUCUUAUUUUGUAUCAGGAUGUCUCUAGCGAACUGUUCUGAUAUUUCAAAUCCCUUUCUUUUUUAUCUUGGUUUCUAAACUAUAGUAUGUCUUCGGAGGAAGCAAAGAUGUCCUUUGUCUCAUAUGGUCAACUUUUAAAACUAUUCAGUAAAAUUCUUAAGCAGCCAACUUUCUCGGGUUGGCUAAUUUUGUUUUCGUAGGCAGAAACUAGAAAGAUCUGAAAAAGAUCCUGAUGUAUGUUGUAUAAAUGAAACUCUGUUUCUGUAAUUUGAAUAUCAGUGUUUCACGAUGUCCUCAACGGUUGGAGGAGAA
This is a messenger RNA of Zingiber officinale, 2920 nucleotides long. Its product is annotated as zinc finger CCCH domain-containing protein 24-like. The record is from RefSeq and is a predicted model, not a curated record. The transcript is spliced from 3 exons. Lineage: Eukaryota; Viridiplantae; Streptophyta; Magnoliopsida; Zingiberales; Zingiberaceae. Bases 399 to 2552 code for a protein of 717 amino acids. Gene Ontology annotation, molecular function: protein binding; metal ion binding.